Messenger RNA from Cynoglossus semilaevis (tongue sole), 3483 nucleotides. RefSeq names its product centrosomal protein of 290 kDa-like. Gene Ontology annotation, cellular component: centriolar satellite; ciliary transition zone. Gene Ontology annotation, biological process: camera-type eye development; ciliary transition zone assembly; non-motile cilium assembly. The coding region runs from base 31 to 3363 and encodes 1110 amino acids. The transcript is spliced from 26 exons. Lineage: Eukaryota; Metazoa; Chordata; Actinopteri; Pleuronectiformes; Cynoglossidae. The record is from RefSeq and is a predicted model, not a curated record.
UUAAAAACUAUAAUAUAAAAAACAGCAAAGAUGCCGCCAGCUGCUCUCGAAUGGGAUCAAAUGACCAAAAUAGACCCCGCAACCCUGCACGACUGUGGGAAAAGUCAAGUGGACGAGGUCUUCGACAUGAUUAUUUUGACGGAAGACUGGAAAGUGAAGAGUAAAAGUCCUGAAGACAUUGUUCACGUCUUCAGGGUGUUACAAGCCAUGCUCAAGAUAAAAGAUCGGGAGCUGGCUGUUUCCAUCAAAUUCUUUGAAGAUGCCAUGAAAGAAAAUGCCAAAACUGAAAAUGAACUCCUUACCAAGGUGUCCAGGUUGGAACAGGAACGGAAGAACUUCAGCACUGGAACAGACAGCCGCUUUCUGAGGGAUGAGAUUCGGCAGCUUGAGACACAGCUGGAGCAGAGGGACAAAGACCUGACACAGUUAAAGAAAGAUAUGGGAAAGGAGAAGAAAAGCAGCGAGGAGCUGGUGAUGCGAGCGGAGAAGGCAGAAGAUGAUAUGAAGAAGCUGAAAAGAGAGAAUGAGCAGCGUCAGCAGGACGUGGUCUUCUACCGUGAAGAGCUGGAACAGAAGGAGUCUGUUCCUUCCAGAGAAGAGAAUGCUGAGACACAAAGAAAAAUUAAUCUUUUAAAACGUCAGAUCUGCCAGUACGAGGAUGACCUUCAGCGAAUUGGAGACGAAAACUCACACCUGGUGACACAGAACACGCAGCUGCAGAAAAGUCUGGAGGAGUCUGUUAAGGAAAUGGAGGAGAUGACCGAUGAGUACAACAAGAUGAAGAUUGUUGUGCAGCAGACAGACUCUGUUGUUGACCAGCUCAGGAAAGAGAGGGACCAGCUGAAACUGCAGGUCAGAGAGUUAUCAGAUAACAUUCACGGUAUUUCAGGACAGGAUGAACCAAUUAUGGCAGCCGUUAAUGCCAAAGUGGAAGAGUGGAAGCAAGUGCUCUCUGGAAAAGACGAUGAAAUUCUGCUGUACCAGCAGAUGAUCCUCGACCUGAGGGAGAAGCUGCGUUCAGCCCAAAUGGAUGUGGAGAAAAGCAACGUUAUUGCUCUACAGCAGGCUGUUCAGGAGCGGGACGUCCAAAUAAAGACGCUGAGUGAUCAAGUGGAGCGCUACACCACUGACAUGGAGCAGCACACUCAUUUCAUAGAGAGCCUAAAGACGUCCAUGAAGAAAGACAGAGUUCUGCCGUCGGCUACACAGCAGAGAAAGAUGGAGGAGCUGCAAACCAAGAUGGAAGCUGCAGAGAGCAGAGUGGCAGAGGCUGAGCAGGCGCUGAAGCUGGUAGAAGCUCAUGCUGAGGAAAAGGACAGAGAACUUAUUGAGGCUUCAGUUCGUUUGAGACAGUACGAGUCUGGCACCUACGGCCUAGAAGAUGCUGUGGCAGAGAUCAAAGGGUGUAAAAAUCAAAUUAGAGAGAGAGACUGGGAAAUUGAGGCCAUGACUAAAGAGAUCAACCAACUGGGGUUAAGAAUCAAUGACCUCAUGGAUGAAAAUGAGGAACUUCGGGAAAAACUAGGUCUGGCACCAAAGCAGGAGGUGGAUCUGUCCGAGUUCAAGCGAGCAAAGUGUCUCCAGCAGCGUCAGUACAAGGCAGAAAAUCAAGUCCUCACCAAAGAGAUUGAAAGACUGGAAGAAGAAAGGCUGGAGCUGAAGAAACAGAUCCGAGUCAUGGCCAAAGAUAAAGUGACUUCAAAGACGGGUGCGGUCCUGGAGGAAAACAUCGACAUCCAUCGAACGUUAGCACCUAGCAGUGCUAAUGUAGAAGAGAUCAGACAUAAGAAUGAGCACCUGGAAAAGAAUCUCAGAGAAAAGGAGAACGAGCUGAGCCUCCUGAAAACUCAGCUCAGAACCACAGUGGAAGAAUUGUCAAAAGUCAAACGGGACCAGGAGUUGAUGCUGAGAGAUGCUGUCAAUGCAGUGAUGAAUCAUCAAGAAGUGGCGCCCCCUGAUGGUGCAGUUGGUCACCUGACUAGAGGAGUUGAAGCUGGUGGUGUGAGUCUACGGUCUGAUACGGCCGUGCACCUGAAAACACAAAUACAUCAGCUGCUGGGGAGAAACCAGGAACUGAGGCAGGAAUUGAAACUGGCUCGGGAAGAAGCAGCACGCAGCUGCAGUCAGCUUGGCAGCGCCACAGAAAAGGUGAGCCAACUGGAAGGGGAAUUGGAGCUGCUUAGGAAGACAGGCAGCAGUGGAGUUUAUGUGCGACCUCUGACCCUUCCUGAAGAGCUGGGGCCCAGUAGCACCCAGGUCAUCAGCUCCCUGAAUGAGUAUGCUGUUCGACUCCUUCAGGAGCUGAAAAACAAGGAGGAUGAAACCAAGACACUUGCCGGAGUGUUGGAGCAGUACAAGGAUAAGUUUUCUGUCGUUAGCCACCAACAGGGCCUCCUGUAUAAAGAAUACCUCAGUGAGAAGUCUGAGUGGCAAAAGGAGAAGGAGCGACUAGAGGAGGUGAAAAAGCAGCUGGAGGAACAGAAGCAGACAGACGGCAUUAAAAUCCAAGAAUUUAACGAACUGCUCGACACGCUUGGGAAGGGCCCAGAGGAAACCAGGAGGCAGUUCAGUGAAGCGUUGCGUAAGUUGACGAUGCUAAAGGUCAAUGAGAAGAAACUGACACGUCGUUACACCACUCUGCUGGAGCAGGAGCAGCACCUCCGCAAAGAGAACAACAAGCUGAGGGAGGAGAGCAUCAACAUGCAGCUCACAGUCACCCAGAGGAUUGGCUACCUGCAAAGAUAUAAGGAAAUGUCUGCUUAUAAAGUAUCAGCACUGCAGAAGGCCCUGGAUGACAGCGUGCCGUCAUCAGAGCUGGAGAAGGCCAACAGACAGUUCACAGACCUGACGGUCAAAUACAGAGACCUGCUGCAGAGGGACAGUGGCCUCAUACAGAGAACAACUGACGUCCAGCACCUGGAGAGUGAGAACGAGUCUCUGCGGCACCAAAUCUCUGCUGUGAAUAAAGAGCUGGAGAUCUCAAAGGAGAAACUCUAUACGUUGGAGCAGGCGUGGGAGAGCACCAAGUCAACGGUAGUAGGAGGUGAAACUGGCAGAGAUAAGGCCAGCAAGGCAGUGGCCAACAACGAGAUGGUGUCGGCCGCCAGACGGAUCACCACCCUGGAGAUGAAGGAGCUGAAUGAAAGGCAGAGAGCAGAGCAUGCUCACAAAAUGUACGAACACCUGAGGAACUCCCUCAAACAGGUGGAGCAGAGGAACCUGGACCUGGAGUCCAAGGUGGCAGAGGUAAGAAAAUGGAGAAAAAGGAAAAUGAAGCCAGGAAGGAAAAAGACAGAUGAGGUUUUUCUCAGUCUUGUUCCAGAGCCAUUGAUUUCUGUCAAGAGAAAAAAAAAUAUGAAAUGAAUGUGUAGAGAUAAAGGGAUGAUAUAUUUGUGUGAUAGGAAUAAUGAACAGUGUGACAUCUAAUGGCUGGACUACAGACCACACCGUUUAUCAGUCUUUAUUUCCCGUCUCUGAGAUUAG